CAACCUGCCUCCCGAAAUCAAAUUCAAUUUUAUCCCCAUAAAAAUAUCCUGUUUAAUUCCUUCUUCCAUAUGUAAUCUAGAACACACCAUGAUUGGUAUGCAUAGUGAAUAAGGUGGUUUCAUAUUAUUUCUGCAUUCUCUGCACAAUUUCUGGACUUCAGCUAUCGGAGCUCGGUUUGAGACUUUGGCUCGCAUGCCACGUGCUUAUGGGUGCUUGAGCACGUGAGCGGAGUUUAAGCCGUUCACAUAGUGGAAGAAACCGAAGUGCUGAAAUCCUUAUGACCAACUCGGCCCGGUGGGUUUAAAUGCUGAUUAUAUGGUUCAUUUGAAGUUGCUGAGAUGGUGUUACAUUUGAAUACUCAGGAUUUGUUCGGGCGUUACAAAAUUUUCAGACUUGAAAGAAUUAUGAAGCAUUAGGGAAGUUGGAGAUUCCGGGGAUGGGCAGCAAGGGGCUGAAAAUUUGCCUGUAGAAUUAGUCGGAGAAGGUAUUGUCAUACAACAAAAGAGGGAACAUUUCAGGCAUAUGGAUGAUGAUGAGUCAGUGAUUGGGGAUAGCAGGUCUAAAGAGGAAGCAUUUGCUUCAUCUUCAGCUUCGUCUAAGGAGGCAGAGGAUUGGAAGUCAUCGGAAGUUCAUCCUUCACCUCGAGGUUUGGAUCAUUGCAUCACGGCACCUGCUAGAACUGAGGGCAACAGGCUUCUUGCUGACCAUGAAAUUGUGUUUAAUAGAUCAGUGACAGAAAAGAGGGAGUCUCAAAGGAAGGAUCUAAUGCUGGACAGGUUGUCAGAGCGUGAGAAGCAAAAAUUGAUUGUGGAACUAGUGAAGAUACAAAAUGAUGGGACAGUUGAAGUUGAUCUAGGAAGAAGUUCACCUGUUGCUUCAGAAUUGUUAGAGCUUAAAUCUUUUGAAGAGUCAGCAACGAGCGGAAGUUUUAUUUCUGAAUCCAAUAAAUCAGUUCCGAGGUUACAAAUUGUCAUACUUGUGGUUGGAACUAGAGGAGAUGUACAACCUUUUCUGGCCAUUGCAAAGAGGUUUCAGGGUUAUGGUCAUCGUGUAAGGUUGGCAACUCAUGGCAAUUUCAACACAUUUGUUAAGUCAGCUGGUGUAGAUUUCUAUCCUUUGGGCGGUGAUCCUCGAGUUCUGGCAGGAUGUAUGGCCAGAAAUAAAGGUUUGAUUCCUGCUAAUCCGUCAGAAAUAUCUAUUCAAAGAAAGCAAAUGAAGGCCAUUAUUGAUUCCCUUCUUCCAGCUUGCACAGCUCCUGAUUUGGAAACAGGCGUUCCUUUUAGAUCUCAGGCUAUCAUUGCCAACCCUCCUGUAUAUGGACAUGUGCAUGUUGCUGAAGCCCUUGGGGUGCCUCUUCACAUAUUUUUCACAAUGCCUUGGACGCCAACAAAUGAGUUCCCUCACCCUUUGGCACGUGUUCCUCAAAGUGCUGCAUAUUGGCUAUCCUAUGUCAUUGUAGACCUACUGAUAUGGUGGGGGAUAAGAGGAAUUAUCAAUGACUUCAGGAAAAAGAAAUUGAAGCUUGCUCCUAUUGCAUACUUCAGCACUUAUCGUGGAUCAAUAUCUCAUUUACCAACUGGCUAUAUGUGGAGUCCUCAUGUUGUUCCAAAGCCAAGUGAUUGGGGCCCUUUAGUUGAUGUUGUCGGUUAUUGUUUCUUAAACCUUGGAUCAAAGUAUCAGCCUCAGGAAAAUUUUGUCCAAUGGAUUCAGAAGGAACCAAAACCUUUAUAUUUUGGAUUUGGGAGCAUGCCUCUUGAAGAUUCCAAAAGAACAACUGAUGUUAUAUUGGAGGCACUAAAGGAUACAGAACAACGGGGAAUUAUUGACAGGGGCUGGGGAAAUCUAGGGAAUCUGACCGAAGUUCCUGACAACAUUUUCCUUCUAGAGGAAUGCCCUCAUGAUUGGUUAUUUCCUCAAUGUUCUGCUGUGGUGCACCAUGGUGGUGCUGGAACAACAGCUACAGGGUUAAAAGCCGGGUGUCCGACAACCAUAGUUCCGUUCUUUGGGGAUCAGUUCUUCUGGGGUGAUAGAAUACAUCAAAUAGGGUUGGGACCAGCUCCUAUUCCAAUAUCUGAGCUCAGUGUUGAUAAAUUAUCAAGCGCAAUAACAUUUAUGCUUCAGCCAGAGGUGAAAUCUAAGGCAAUGAACAUUGCAAUGUUGAUAGAGAAUGAAGAUGGUGUUGCGGCUGCUGUUGAUGCAUUUCACCGCCAUCUACCUCCUGAGCUGCCACUGCCAAGUCCAUCUCUAGUAGACGAGGGCCAUCCAAGUCCUCUGCAAUGGUUUUUUAUUCAACUUGGAAAAUGGUGCUGCCUGCCGUGUGGUGGUGCGUAGGUUUAGUUCUUAUAAUCCACCCAUCAACUAAUUAGAACGCUUCCAUUUUGUCCCCCUUCCAAGAAUCUCAGUUAAGUAUUCUUCUUGGGUAUUCCAUUCAUUGUAGUCAAGUCUCUUUUGGGAGGGUUUGACCACCAAAUCUCUUUCUCAAAAAUAACGCAACAGUUUCAUAGCCUAGAGAGCAAGAUUAGGAAAAGAGCAAUGUCACCUUUAUAUUCAUGCCAUAGCUGGUGCCAUCUGAGCUCUGUCGUACGCGUGACAAGGCCAAGGGGUCUCGCCAUUGAAGAAGCUCUAUUACUUACAGCUUCUUGAUGUCUUGUAAUUUGAUUUUGUGGGUUAGCAAUUGGCUAUUUGGUUGAUAUUUAAUGAUAUCAUACAAGAAUUUCAAGUA
Prosopis cineraria is the source of this 2723-nucleotide messenger RNA. RefSeq names its product sterol 3-beta-glucosyltransferase UGT80B1. The transcript is spliced from 15 exons. Gene Ontology annotation, molecular function: hexosyltransferase activity; UDP-glycosyltransferase activity. The coding region runs from base 524 to 2332 and encodes 602 amino acids. Gene Ontology annotation, biological process: carbohydrate metabolic process. The record is from RefSeq and is a predicted model, not a curated record. NCBI's taxonomy places the organism in Eukaryota, Viridiplantae, Streptophyta, Magnoliopsida, Fabales, Fabaceae.